GUGAAUUUCUGAAAUGUUCACGGAUUUCACUGCUAUGAUAUGAAUUGAAAUCAUGGAGAAAGUCGGAUGAGAAAACGCAAGAAAUGGAACAGAAAUAUACUCAUAUAAAAAUUAAAAAGAUAAAAGAUAAACUAAAAAUAACUAGCAGAAGAUGCAAUCCCUUGUUUCUUCUAUUGCGGAUAUUCCAGAAUAUAUUAAUACAGAAGACAUGGACAUUUCAGAGUAUUUUCAUCCUGAAGAUAUGCAUCAUGUUGCUUAUAAGUUGUGUCAGUGCACACAAGGAACAAAAGUUCGCUAUGGAGCCACAAGAUCAAAGUGCUGUGGUGGGAUCCAGGGUGACACUGCCAUGUCGAGUAGUGAACAAGGUUGGGCAACUGCAGUGGACGAAGGACGACUUCGGAUUGGGCACCCAUCGUCACCUGACGGGGUACGAACGGUAUAAGAUGAUUGGGAGUGAUGAAGAAGGCGACUAUUCUCUAGAUAUCAGAGACGUAACUUUGGAAGACGACGCGCUCUACCAAUGCCAAGUCAGCACUGGACCAAAAGGGGAACCGGCAAUUCGCUCCCAAUACGCUCGUCUCAUGGUGCUGGUUCCGCCGGAACCACCUCGUAUCAUCGGUGGUCCCGUUGUAACCGCGGUGGAAGACCAGGAUAUAAACCUGGAGUGCGUAUCGGUUGGCGGGAAACCUGCAGCUGAGAUCACCUGGGUGGACCACGAAGGUUCUGUCCUGGGGCAGGGAGUCACCUAUUCCGUGGAGGAGAUGGCUGAUCGAAGGAGGUUCAUUGCCAGAUCCAUCAUCAACAUACGUCCCAAGAGGAGCCAUCACGAUCAGACAUUCACCUGCCAAGCUCAGAACACUGCGGAUAGGGCUUACAGAUCCACUACUGUAAAGAUUAAGGUACAAUAUGCCCCUCGGGUUCGGGUCACCAUCAAAUCCAAGGCGCACAAUGGCAGGAUAAGAGAAGGAGAUACUGUGGUGCUAGGUUGUCAAGCUAGUGCGAAUCCAAACAACUUGACUUACAACUGGUACGUGAACAAUAUGCAAGUUACUGGCGCAAUUGGGAACGAACUGAUGCUAUCGAACGUCUCCAAGGAUUACAACGAAGCUUCUGUCAAGUGUGAGGCGCAUAACAUCGUCGGAAGGAGCUCUGAUACGAAGACAUUGGAAGUUGCUUACGGCCCGGUGUUCAAGAUCAAGCCACAUAACGUGGAGGCUGAUGAUGGGGCCUCGGAGACCCUGAGCUGUGUCGUCGACGGUCACCCCCGGCCGAAGACACUGUGGCUGCGGUAUGAACACGAUAGGGUUAUUAGAGUCGGCAAGGCAUCGAACCUCAGCAUCACUGUCAGCAAACAAACCGCUGGGCAGUACUGGUGCCGCGCCAGCGUUGACAACUAUCAGGACAUAGAGGCAGUCGCGGUUGUGUAUGUUAAAGGUCCACCGAAAAUCCGCUCCAACCGUACACAAUACGGCGUAGAGGGAGAUAGCGUGAGGAUUGAAUGUAUCUCCUUCUCUGUCCCCAAGCCCGACCUCGUCAUCUGGACAUACGGUGGCAACGAGAUCAAUUCCUUCCAUGAUCAUGAAUUUGCCUUCUUGGAAGAAUCUUUAGAUGGCGGUCUGACAAAGUCUACUCUCGUCAUCAGGAAGAGUAGUGCCAGCCAUUUCGGUGUCUACAAUUGUACGGUCUCUAAUGCCUAUGGGAGUGACAGCAUUGAUAUCAAUUUGGUUCCUGACAAAUCUAUGAAUCUAGUCAUCGUCAUCUCUUCCGGUGCCUUCAUCACCGUCGUCAUUCUUGUCAUCAUGUUCAUCGUGAUGCUCUGUCAUCGGCGGGUCAAGAAGGCCGAUGACAAGAAGCCUGACAUCACUGACAUGAAGACCUGCGUAGACAAGUUUAAAGACUGCGACAGGAGCGACAAUAUCAGUGACCUGAAGUUGGAGCUCCGGCAGGUUGAGGGUAGUUGUGAUAUGGACGUAUCAACCCACGAAGAGACCGAGUUUCGGUCUACCCUCCAGCUCACCACCAACUUGGGUCUACCUCUCGCCGGGCCGGUGCCGGUACCAGAGACAUAUGACAACAAGCUGAUGAAAUACCAGAGAUAUAGUGGCGACUUCGAUCAGCCCAUCAACAAUAUACAUUUCAAGACGCAAGACCAAAGCGCCUACGUCCCAUACGUGGACUACAGCCGAGACUACGCGCCACCAUCUGACUCCCUCACCGGAUCCUUGUCUAGGAGUACUGACAUGUCCACCUACCAGAGCCACUGUGGGUCUCUGAAUAGGCAGGCGAGCUGCGGACGAAUUGGCGCUAUGGUGGGACCAGAUGUGAUACCGAUGGCCAACCCCGGUGCUGUGAUGAGCGGUGUCGACGUGCGUUACGCUGCCACUUACGGCAACCCCUAUUUGAGGGGGAGCAAUGGACCACCGUUAUCUUACGUUGGACAGAGUUUGCAGUCGUCUAAGAAUGCACCGCCACCUUACUACACCCUACGGAAUAAUAACCAUCGAACGACAAGUACAAUAACUAACCCUCCAUGUUCAUCAUCAUCACGCCCUGUCACCAGCCCACCUAACACCAGCUGUGCUCAGCCACAAGUGCCUAAAACCCCGCCGUCGUCCCUCCACUACGUGCUGCCGUCCGGACAGAACGUGAUGACCUCAUCUCAGAUAUCUACCAAAGGUAACGGGUCCUUGUCAAAUAUUACCCACGUGUAACUCUAAUUUUACCAAAAAUCUUCAAGAUAUAGACGUACAAGUAUCAAUAUUAUAAUUAGUAUUAAUGUUU
Aricia agestis (brown argus) is the source of this 2781-nucleotide messenger RNA. RefSeq names its product irregular chiasm C-roughest protein-like. Bases 84 to 2711 code for a protein of 875 amino acids. Gene Ontology annotation, biological process: cell-cell adhesion. The record is from RefSeq and is a predicted model, not a curated record. Lineage: Eukaryota; Metazoa; Arthropoda; Insecta; Lepidoptera; Lycaenidae. The transcript is spliced from 22 exons. Gene Ontology annotation, cellular component: cell-cell junction. Gene Ontology annotation, molecular function: cell adhesion molecule binding.